GUGCGCCCUCGGCGGUUUCUGAUUGGCCGCGCCGCUCCCCCUCUGUGUUCAUAAGCGCGGGGCGGCAGGGCCGGGGCUUUGUCUCGCGGCGCGGGGCGGUGGACUGUCUAAUCUCCAGCACCGACCAACAAUGCCAUCAGCUAUGGAGGGCUCGGAGGCGGGAGAAGAAGGGGAAAUCUUGCGCUAUGAGGAAACAGACGAUGACAACGUCAGUCCCACCGACCUUUCUGAGCUGCUGAAGGAGGGGACUAAGGAAUCCCAUGACCGUGCGGAGAACACUCAGUUUGUCAAGGACUUCCUGAAAGGACGGAUCAGGAAGGAGCUCUUCAAGCUGGCCACCGUGGCACUUUACUUCACAUACUCCGCCCUGGAAGAGGAGAUAGAUCGCAACAAGGACAACCCAGUCUUUGCUCCUCUGUAUUUCCCCCUAGAGCUUCACCGGAGAGAAGCGUUGGUGAAAGAUCUGCAGUAUUUCUAUGGAGAAGACUGGAAAGAGAAGAUCCAGUGUUCUGAGGCAACUCAGCACUAUGUGGACAGAAUCCAUCAUGUGGGACAACACGAGCCAGAGCUGCUGGUGGCUCACGCUUACACACGCUACAUGGGCGACCUCUCAGGUGGCCAAGUACUGAAGAAGGUAGCCCAGAGGGCCCUGAAGUUGCCCAGUACUGAGGAAGGGAUCCAAUUCUACGUGUUUGACAACAUUUCCAAUGCUCAGCAAUUCAAGCAGCUCUACAGAGCAAGGAUGAAUGCUCUGGACUUGGACAAGAACACCAAGGACAGGAUCGUGGAAGAAGCCAACAGAGCCUUCAGGUUUAACAUGCAGGUAUUUGAUGAGCUAGACCAGCUUGGCAAGUCGCUGACAGAAGAAGCCCAAGACGGAGACCUUCCAGUCCACGAUGGAAAAGGAGAUGUGCGCAAAUGCCCUUACUAUGCAGACAAGCUGGCAGGCCAGAUGGGACCCAGCUGCCCCUACCACGCUGCUGUGGCCCUGGUGAAGCAGCCGCUGGUGCAGCUGAUCCUGGCAGCCUGCAUCGCCGUGGCAGCUGGAGCUGCAGCCUGGUACGUGAUGUGAUGGACGGGGAGAGCGGCACGGGGCUUUGGACAGUGGCCAGGGAGAGGUGAACCCUGUCUUCCACACCAUGCCCGUGCUGCUGGCAGUGAGUUGGCUGCAGGGUGAAGUAAGAAAAUAAACAAGAAUCCUACGGGACUGUCCAGGACUCUUUGCGCGCUGGUAACGCACGUGCUGUAAUGUAACGUCUUUAGCUGACUAGUGUCCAGGACUGACGUGGUGUGAGGCUCCUUUGGCACUGCCCUACCCAGGCUGGGGCAGGAUUUAAGGCUAGAGGUGCCUUGUCCUGUACUGGCAAGGGCUUCACCUGCUUGGCUUUUCAUCUCCUUCCUGGAGCCGUGACUGGAGGGCGUUUCCUGCCCUGGUCUGCAACCCGAGAAAGUGUGACCAGGCUUUUUGGUGAAGAUCACUGUUUCCUAUCCCAGCAACUGAAGUUCCAGCUGUGUGCCACAGGGCCCUUUGCUCAAACGAGCAGCCUGCUCGGGGCCGUGUCCCAGGAACAAAGGUCUCGGUGUUGGAGGAAGCUCCUUGGGGUGAAGGUGACCAAUGUGCAUUGUGCAAUGUUGGGGUGGUGGGCUGGGUUUUUUCCUGAAGCUUUGACCAGAAUAAAAAGUUGUGAUGCUGUAGCC
This is a messenger RNA of Cuculus canorus (common cuckoo), 1698 nucleotides long. It is a transcript of the gene HMOX2, whose product is annotated as heme oxygenase 2. The coding region runs from base 131 to 1072 and encodes 313 amino acids. Gene Ontology annotation, molecular function: heme binding; heme oxygenase (decyclizing) activity. NCBI's taxonomy places the organism in Eukaryota, Metazoa, Chordata, Aves, Cuculiformes, Cuculidae. The record is from RefSeq and is a predicted model, not a curated record. Gene Ontology annotation, biological process: heme oxidation; heme catabolic process; response to oxidative stress. The transcript is spliced from 6 exons.